Messenger RNA from Pelagomonas calceolata, 777 nucleotides. The record is from the annotation of a GenBank genome assembly. Lineage: Eukaryota; Pelagophyceae; Pelagomonadales; Pelagomonadaceae.
UUAACAGUACUCUUUUGUUUACAAUGGUAUGCAGACCUCGUUGGUCUUCAUGAAGCCGAUCGUCCACGGGGGAUUGAACCGCCGCCACUCCCAUGCGACGCCGGCGAGGUCCUCGGGAAUCGCAUGGCCCGCGGCGCGCGCGCGGUCCGCGAGCCUGAGCGCGCGCGCCUUGGCGUCCGCCUCGGACCAGCUACCCGUGUAAUGCUCGACGACCAUGGUCUGCGCCGGCCGCGGUACGAGCCGAACGCCCUCGGCCGUCGGCUCCGGCGCGUCUUUUAUGGCCGACGGGAGCACGAACUGCAUGCGCAUCGCGUCGCCCGCGUCGGGAAUGGACACGACGGGCGCGGUCAUCGAGAUGGCUUCGCCACGCGCGUUCUGCGGCUUGCUCAUGACGCCGAUAUACUUCGCGAGGGCUCCGAACGCCUGGUUAUUGGCGUCGCUCGCCUCGACCGCCGUGCCGGCGGCGUACCGUCUUACCUCGAAAUUGUCGCCCGUCGCCAGCACCUCGUACGCGGGCGUCUCCUCGGUGAUGCGUCCGACGACACUGCCCAUGAUGCUGCGUCGCGUGACCAGCCUGGCCACCCGGUGCAUAGGACGCGGCAGUCGCACUGGCGCACAGAGAGACCACUUUUGCUCUCCGGUGGUGUGUGGCCGUGCAGCGCAAACGAUGGUCUGCACCGUGGCCGUGCAGGCAGCGCACAGUGCCACAAAAGUCCAAAAAACUGCCAAACAAUGAAAAGCGCACGAAUGCGAUAACACCGGCCGCGCAAAGUUGCG